AUGACACUUGGGCCUGCUGUAAGGGAUGGAGAGAAUGUCUUUGGUGUUGCCCACUUUUUUGCAUCAUUUAAUGACACAUUCAUUCAUGUGACUGAUUUGUCUGGAAGAGAAACCUUGGUUCGCAUCACUGGUGGUAUGAAAGUGAAAGCAGACAGGGACGAGUCAUCCCCAUAUGCUGCCAUGCUUGCUGCACAAGAUGUUUCACAAAGAUGCAAGGAACUUGGCAUCAGUGCUCUUCAUAUUAAGCUCCGUGCAACAGGUGGGAACAAGACAAAAACUCCUGGCCCUGGUGCUCAAUCAGCACUCCGUGCCCUUGCCCGUUCAGGAAUGAAAAUUGGUCGUAUAGAGGAUGUGACUCCAAUUCCAACUGAUAGUACUCGUAGAAAGGGUGGCAGAAGAGGAAGAAGGCUGUAA
This is a messenger RNA of Ilex paraguariensis (yerba mate), 414 nucleotides long. The record is from the annotation of a GenBank genome assembly. Lineage: Eukaryota; Viridiplantae; Streptophyta; Magnoliopsida; Aquifoliales; Aquifoliaceae.